Messenger RNA from Castor canadensis (American beaver), 894 nucleotides. The record is from RefSeq and is a predicted model, not a curated record. Lineage: Eukaryota; Metazoa; Chordata; Mammalia; Rodentia; Castoridae.
CAUUAAAAAAAGGACGAUUUUGGAUCACCCCUGAUCCUUAUCACAAAGAUGACAACAUCCAGAUUGGGCGUGAGGUGAAAAUAUCUUGCCAAGUAGAAGCUGUUCCUUCUGAGGAGUUAACAUUUAGUUGGUUUAAAAAUGGCCGUCCAUUGAGAAGUUCUGAGCGGAUGGUGAUUACACAGACUGACCCUGAUGUCUCUCCUGGAACAACGAACUUGGAUAUCAUUGAUUUAAAAUUCACGGAUUUUGGGACAUACACAUGUGUAGCCUCUCUGAAAGGAGGAGGAAUAUCUGAUAUCAGUAUUGAUGUUAAUAUUUCCAGCAGCACAGUUCCACCCAAUCUGACUGUUCCACAGGAAAAAUCACCUUUGGUCACCAGAGAAGGAGACACAAUAGAACUACAGUGUCAAGUGACUGGAAAACCUAAACCAAUCAUCCUUUGGUCUAGAGCAGAUAAAGAAGUUGCUAUGCCUGAUGGGUCAAUGCAAAUGGAGAGUUAUGAUGGAACACUGAGGAUUGUGAAUGUGUCUAGGGAAAUGUCAGGAAUGUACAGAUGCCAGACCAGCCAGUACAACGGAUUUAAUGUGAAACCAAGAGAAGCCUUGGUGCAGCUGAUCGUUCAGUAUCCCCCUGCUGUGGAGCCAGCAUUCCUGGAAAUCAGGCAAGGACAGGACCGAAGUGUCACUAUGAGCUGCAGGGUACUGAGAGCCUAUCCAAUACGCGUGCUGACCUAUGAGUGGCGCUUGGGCAAUAAAUUAUUACGGACUGGUCAGUUUGACUCGCAGGAGUACACGGAGUACCCAGUGAAGAGUCUUUCCAAUGAAAACUAUGGGAUUUACAACUGCAGCAUCAUAAAUGAAGCUGGAGCCGGGAGAUGCAGCUUUCUUGUGACAG